UUAACAUUAGAAACUGACUGAAUAUUUUCUUCAACAGGUGACAACUAAAGUCAAACAGAUGAAAGAAAACGUGAGCCACACCUCAGGUCUGGUAAAGCUGUCGGAGCUGAAAGGACCUCUUCUUCCUGUGAGGUCACUUCCGGUUGCUGACAGUGUGAUGAGUCAGAGAGGGGGUGGAGCCUGUGAAGAGGAGCAGGAAGAGGAGGAGGAAGAGGCAGCUGCAGUGGUCAGGAGGAGGAGCAGGAAGUUGGUGGCAGCAGAAGGGGGGGAGGUGAAGAUCAGAAGUCGUCGGCAGAAAGAUUUUGACCCGACAGCGGUGGAGGAAGAGGAGGCGGAGCCUCAGGAGAGUAGGGAGAAGGCGGACCCUGCCGUCUGGACUCAGAACCAGCAGAAACUGCUGGAACUCGCUCUGCAACAGUUCCCCCGAGGAACCCCCGAACGUUGGGACCGCAUCGCCAAAGUGGUCCCUGGGAAGACGAAGGAGGAGUGUAUGAUUCGUUAUAAGAUGUUGGCAGAGCUCGUCCAAAAGAGGAAACAGGCCAAAAACUGAUCAAAGGCUGUGACCCCUGACUCCGCCUCGUCCUGCUGUGACCUGCGACCUCCUGACAGGUGACUCCUCUGACAGGUGAAUGACCAUUUGACCUGUCUGGUUAAAAUGUUUUUGUCCAGGUGAGCUGCCUCCUGAUUGGACUGACUUAUAAUUAGUGUUUUUUAUACGAGUGAGGUGGCUUCUCACCUGCUCAGGUGUGUUUUUAUAACUUGUGUCAAAGAUGCUGGUGACUCGUCCGAAGCCACCUGACCUCUGACCUCACAGCUUCAUGUGCCUUAGCUCUGUUCAGCAUGCUGUCAAUCAACUUCUGUUCAACUGAUCAAUAAAAAGUAUUUAUUAUCACCUGCA
This is a messenger RNA of Morone saxatilis (striped sea-bass), 898 nucleotides long. RefSeq names its product DnaJ (Hsp40) homolog, subfamily C, member 1 (gene dnajc1). The coding region runs from base 59 to 550 and encodes 163 amino acids. Gene Ontology annotation, cellular component: endomembrane system. The record is from RefSeq and is a predicted model, not a curated record. The transcript is spliced from 3 exons. Lineage: Eukaryota; Metazoa; Chordata; Actinopteri; Moronidae.